Messenger RNA from Girardinichthys multiradiatus, 4601 nucleotides. RefSeq names its product solute carrier family 6 member 13 (gene slc6a13). The record is from RefSeq and is a predicted model, not a curated record. NCBI's taxonomy places the organism in Eukaryota, Metazoa, Chordata, Actinopteri, Cyprinodontiformes, Goodeidae. The transcript has 15 exons. Gene Ontology annotation, biological process: sodium ion transmembrane transport. Gene Ontology annotation, cellular component: membrane. Bases 161 to 2023 code for a protein of 620 amino acids.
AGGGGCAAAGCAGAGGGAAAAUCUCAAUGUAGGCCGCACCAGAGUUUUGAGUUUCUUCCAUCUCCACCCCUCAAUGCAUGUUAUAUAGUGAAACCUGAAACGGUAGCUGGCCUGCAUAUGAAGCCCCACUGUCCUCGGAAAGCUGCCGUUUUCUAACACUAUGAAAGGUGAAAAACAAUAUGCGGAAAACGUGUCGAAGGUGGAGUCCUCCAAUGGUCACGGCAGGCCACUGGAUAUAGUGCCCAGCAUGGAGGAGAAGAUGACCGACAGGGGUCAGUGGGGCAACAAGAUCGAGUUUGUUCUAUCUGUAGCUGGGGAAAUUAUUGGCCUGGGAAAUGUUUGGCGUUUCCCCUACCUUUGUUACAAGAACGGAGGAGGGGCCUUUUUUAUCCCAUACCUCAUCUUCUUUUUUGCCUGUGGGAUCCCCGUCUUCUUUCUGGAGACUGCUUUGGGUCAGUACACCAGUGAGGGAGGCAUCACCUGCUGGCGAAGAAUUUGCCCAUUGUUUGAAGGAGUGGGUUAUGCCACCCAGGUGAUUGUCGCUCUCUUGAACAUCUACUAUAUUGUUGUGUUAGCCUGGGCUAUAUUCUUUCUCUUCAAUUCCUUCACCUGGGAUCUGCCCUGGGCAUCUUGCAACAACACGUGGAACACAGAUUCCUGUGUGGCAUUUCAGAGGGGAAAUAGCUCCAUCAAUCACCAUGAGAACGCCACCUCUCCUGUCAUUGAGUUUUGGGAGCGUAGAGUCCUGAGAAUUUCCUCUGGCAUUGAUCACAUUGGCUCACUAAACUGGGAUCUAGUUGCUUGUUUAGCCAUUGCAUGGGUCAUCUGCUACUUCUGCAUCUGGAAGGGAGUCAAAUCCACUGGGAAGGUGGUGUACUUCACAGCUACCUUCCCCUAUAUUAUGCUGUUGAUCCUACUGGUAAGAGGGGUCACUUUGCCAGGAGCCUCCAGGGGAAUCCACUACUACCUUUACCCUGAUUUGGGACGACUGUCUGACCCCCAGGUCUGGAUGGAUGCUGGAACUCAGAUCUUUUUCUCAUAUGCCAUCUGCCUGGGCUGUCUUACUGCCUUAGGAAGCUACAACAAAUACAACAACAACUGCUACAAGGAUUGUCUGUGUCUCUGUUUCCUGAACAGCGGCACAAGUUUUCUAGCUGGCUUUGCCAUCUUCUCCAUUUUGGGUUUCAUGUCCUUUGAGCAAAACAUUCCUAUCUCAGAAGUGGCUGAAUCCGGUCCAGGUUUGGCUUUCAUAGCAUAUCCUCGCGCUGUGACCAUGAUGCCGGUUUCCCCUCUCUGGGCCUGCUGUUUCUUUAUUAUGAUUGUGUUCCUGGGACUGGACAGUCAGUUUGUUUGUGUGGAGAGCUUGGUGACAGCCAUGGUGGAUAUGUAUCCCUCCGUCUUCCGCCGCAAAAACCGCAGGGAACUCUUUAUCCUUGCUGUAGCUGUGGCGUCCUUCCUCAUGGGACUUAUUAUGCUGACAGAGGGAGGCAUGUACAUCUUCCAGCUCUUCGACUACUACGCAGCCAGUGGGAUGUGCCUUCUUUUCGUGGCUGUUUUCGAGACUGUUUGCAUUGCCUGGGUUUAUGGUGCUGAUCGUUUCUAUGACAACAUAGAGGAUAUGAUCGGAUACCGUCCCGGCCCUGUCAUUAAAUUCUGCUGGCUCUUCUUCACCCCUGCCACAUGCUUCGGAACCUUUGCCUUCGCAUUGAUCAAGUACUCACCUCUGAAGUACAACAAUGUAUACGUGUACCCAGUAUGGGGGGAUGGGAUUGGCUGGAUUCUGGCUCUGUCCUCCAUGCUUUGCAUCCCACUUUGGAUGGCAGGGAAACUCUAUUACACUCCAGGAACGCUUAGAGAACGCCUCAUUCUCUUGACCACUCCCUCCACUGACCUACCAACGACGAAGCAGGAACAAGGGAGACUGAUGGGCAUCGUUGCUAGAGAAGGGGACAAGCUCCACCAGAAAGCUCCUCCCACCAAGGACGGUUAUUUCCCCGUUGAUGAAAAGGAGUCUCAUUGCUAGAGACUUGAGAGUCAAAGUCUCUCUCUCUCUCUCUCUCUCUCUCUCUCCCUCUCUCCUUCUCUGCCUUACCUCAGGUGCAGACUUUCAGAGCCACCGCACCUCUAACUGCACCUCUUGCUACUGGAGCUUCCCCCUUUGUCCAGUGCCUUGAACAAAGCAUUCUCCAUCUUCAUUGGGAGAGCAUGUCAACAUCCAUGCCCAUGGCAGAGUAAUGUGUACAUUUUAAAAUGUGACCACUAUAGGUUCUCAGUGGCAAAGAAAUUUGCUUUCUAAGGAAGCCUUUUCAUCUGUUAUGGACAUCUGUAAUGUUCAUUUAGCUUGACGUGACGUUUCAAUAACUUUUCUUAAUAGUUAAUGGCAUCAUCUGCAGCAGAUGGAGCACAAGAAGUGUCCCGUCACACAGUCCAUGAAGCUAACUUGAAUAAUAUUGUUGACUGUUUAAUUGUGUUUUUUAAUCAAUGCAACAUGUUUUGGAUACAGUUCUGUAAUGAUGACUGCUGUCAGCUCCAGGGUUCCUACAAUAUCAUGAAAUGUCUGAAAAAGUAUAAAAAAAGUCUGGACUUUGGGAAAAAGACAGUUGUAUAUGAAAGUAUGAUUAAGUUUCCAGACUUAAUUCCAUAUCUUUUUCUUUUUUAUUAAACAAUUGGGAAUUUCCACAAGUAAAGUGAACUUCACAUUGUUUUGUAUUUUAAUAAUAUCCUUCAUGUCUCUUUGCAGGUUCAGUUUAAGAAACUAGCAACUUCUGUUUUGGAUUUCUAGUCACCAACUCAGAUCCUGCAUUAUAAAUACAGUCUUUUAACAAUAAAAAAACAGCCAUUUUACUGCUUCUUCAGUAAAGGCUGAAAGUGCCACAUUUAAUGCAAAAAUACCUUGUUAAAUAAAUAUUUACAUAUAUGGUCAUUAGAAUACAAUACAUAGCAAUGCAUACAUUCAACAAAUAAAUAUAUACAAUUAGGCAAUAAUUAUUUAAAUAUUUAAACUAUUUUUAAAUACAUAAAUAAUACAUUUGAAAGUAGUUCAUUAAAAUGUGUAUUUUCUAUAUUUCAAAAGCACGUGUGAUGAAGUAUUUGUUUCUUUUCUUUAUUUAAAAGUCAUGAUUGUUUGCUAUUUGUCCACCUGACCCACCAAAGUUAAGCGGGCGGGGCUUACAAUGCUUGGGAGAAGGCGAUUGGGCGGCAGCUGAGUUGCUGUGGAGGUUAACCAAUUAAAUGUUUGGCUCUAAUUGAUGAACCAUAGUGAGAGUUUAAACUAUUUCAUGAUGGACUUUAGCACAGGAAAGGUAAAAUAAUUGAAUAAGUACAAUAAUUAAUGCAUAGAAUUUGAACACAUAAUGAAAUGUGAUGUUAAAAGAUAAUUCUGGAACAUUAUUGACACAUUUGGAUUAUAAGACAUAUAUUUUUAUUCAUUAAAUGUAUUUUACAGUUUUAUUUAAAUUAAUACAUGUAUAACUAUUUCUCAAACGAAUUAUUGUUGUAAUUGAUUUUGGCACAUUUGAGCCUCCAUACUUUAUUUGGGCAAGUGGUUCUUAUUCAAAUCUGGUUUUGAUGUCAAACAGUAAAGAAGAAGUGUGUAAUAAAUAUUAAUUGGAAAAUAUGUGUUAAAAAUUUUGAAAUAAAGCAGAUCUAAGUGCAGUGGCAAAAACAAAAAAAAAAGGAAUUGCCCUUUAAUACUCUGGAAAAUUAGGAGCCAGCAUCAUUGUUGUAGUUUUAUGCUUUGUGGAACACAUAGGUAAUAAAACCUAAUUACUGUACAAGUGUUUUCAAAAUGAAUGUCUUGCUCUCCAAUGUCCAGAAUGUUAUAAAAACGGUGGGAAAAUCUAAACAUUUCAGCCUAAAAGGGUGUGAAUUGUAAAUGGAAAAAGCAUAGGAACCCUCUAUCUGAAUAAUGCGCACUUUUUUUUUUACCGAAGUAUACUAAUAAGUGCUGCUAGAGAGAACUGGAGGUGUGGGGUUUAGCUCAAAGGAUCUCAUACUAAUACUAUGGGAUUAGGAUUUAAUUUUUCACCUUCUGUACUGAACUUUGCAGAGUUGCAUGGUUGUUUUGUUUGUCUUUUUUUUUUAUAUAUAGUUUUCUUUUACUUUUGAUAUUGACACAGUUUUAGUUUAGCUGAGGGUACCUUAUUUCUAAUAUUCAGUUUUGUAUGCUAUUAAAAUGCAAAGGUCCUGAAAGACGCUGUUGCACUGGGGAAGCUGGUUGAAAUGUUUCAUUCCAAAAACAAUUUCUUGCUUUUCUUGUCUUUCUGGUGCACAUGAGAAACAUCAGCCAUGGUUUGUUCAGAUGCAGGGAUGAAUGUAUUAGAACUGAUUACUAUACUGAACAAUAUUAAAAAUACAACUUUUUAAUGUUGAAACAUGCUUUUUAUGACUGAUUAAUACCACCUUAAUUUGAAAACCAUGCUUUCAUUUUGUGGGAUGUAAUUCGUUUUUUCUUAUCUGAUUUUGUAUAACUGUCUUGGUAUAUCAAAUAUUAUGGUAUAUUAAAAUUAUCUGAUAUUAUAGUUGUAAAUUUGUUGUUGGAAACAUACUUGUAUUUUUAACAUGUUAAUUACAGACCUGUUAUAAUAUACGGACAACACAUA